AUGUCUCGUCCUCUUUUGCAGAAGAUGGGCCGAUUCGUUGAGUUCAUCAAUUCAGGCGAUGAAACCAUAGGACAAGAAGUCGUCUCGGAAUCAGCCGUGUUCCAUGUUCCAUUUUCGGAUACCCCUCUGAAAGGAUUAGCUGGGUACAUGCAAAUUCUCGGCAUGAUGCGCUCCGCUUAUCCAGAUAUCCAGUGGACACUUGACGACACAGUCAUCGAGGAUGACAGAGUUGUAGCGCAGUUUACUCUGCGUGGAACUCAUGAAGGCGAAUUCUUCGGUGUUCCGGCUUCCGGAAAGAAAAUCCAGGCACGGGCUGUGAACAUUUACCGAUUUGCAGCUCGAAAGAUUGUUGAGGAGACCGGUUUGCCCGAUUUGUUUGGGAUAAUGCUGCAAAUUGGGGCUGUGAACCCUCCAGUUGCCCAUUAG
Molecule: messenger RNA, 426 nt
Organism: Aspergillus pseudoviridinutans
Lineage: Eukaryota; Fungi; Ascomycota; Eurotiomycetes; Eurotiales; Aspergillaceae
Product: ester cyclase
Exons: 1
Coding region: 1-426 (141 amino acids)
Biological process (GO): polyketide metabolic process
Source: RefSeq, a predicted model, not a curated record